AUGAGCACGACGGCUGUCCAACAAAUGACGGGGCCUGGAAGUACGCCGCCGGCGUCAUUGCAGGUCCCUUCUGGUCGAAAAGGCACCAAGAAACUCCUCAGCUCAUCUCUCCUCGCCUUACACUUUCCCCUGCUAAUUCCGGACGCCACACCCAGGAUACGAAAGGUCAAAUGCGACGAGACCAAGCCUGCAUGUGUCCGCUGCAUCAAGACGGGGAGGAAAUGUGACGGCUACUUGCCUGCCAGGCAGACGGGCAGCAACUCCAGCGGCAGCCCUGGUUCUGAUGGCAUCUCGCGUUUAAGCCCGCCUGUCUCACCUUUUGCCGAUUGGGCUGGGGGGACUAGAGAGCAGCGCGCCUUUGACUUUUACCGCAACUUUUCUGCUCCGUCCAUCUUCAGCGACGGCGUCGCCUCGACGUUAUGGAAGAAGCUGGUGCCGCAUUUUUGCCAUGCCGAGCCCGCCAUUCGCCAUGCCGUCCUCGCCAUCAGCAGUCUUCAUGAGACGCUCGCGCUGCCUCCGGGCUCCAGUCCGGCUGCUGAGGAAGGAAACAACAACGGAGUGCUUACCAACACGUUUGCUGCCGAACAGUACGGCAAAGCUUUGAAGUGUCUCCAAGAAUGGAAGCCGGCCGAGUCGUCGCCCGCGACGGUGCCGUUACUGGCAUGUUUGUUGUUCAUCUGCAUCGAGUUCAUGCUUGGUGACGAAGGCGCGUCGCAGGUCCACAUCAACCAAGGCAGACUCAUCUUAUCCCAGCUCGAGCCAUCAAGCGAGGUGGACAUUAUCAAGAAGCACUUUGUGCCCAUUUAUAGUCGGCUCGCACUCGCAUCAUUCCUCUUUGGAAGCUUCCCCGCUGCCAUACCUCCGAACAUGAAAGCGAGCCCCGCGACGAGUCUAUACUUUUCAUCAGUAGACGAGGCCGAAGUCGUGCUGUAUGAGCUGAUCGACGACGGGCUGCGGUUCACGGCGCAGGCGAAGAGGGCAGUGUAUUCAUGCCCCCCGACGGAUCCGACGUUAUUGGACCUGGCCCGUGAACAAGACACCUUUCUCGCAAGAUUGUCACGAUGGCACGUCGCCUUUGUUGUGGCCUCAGCCAUGGACGACUCGUUGAGCAAAGGCAAGCUGUGCAUGGUGUACUACCACGCAGCGAGGAUCGCCAUCAGCACCGCAAUGGACACCUUGGAGACGGCGUUUGACACCCAUAUUCAGGCUUUUGCAUCCAUCAUCAGCAACGCGUCAGAGUUUGUGCAUGCGUCACGGAAAGCUUCGGGACGUGACCCUUCCAAAGCCGCCAUGGCGAUGCCCAAAUUUGUCUUUGAUACCGAGAUCAUCCCGCCACUAUACUACGUCAGUAUUAAAUGUCGGCACCCGAUGCUGCGGCGGGCGGCCGUGGACUUGUUGAGACAAGACUCCGUUACUAAGAGAAGAGAAAACCUAUGGGACGCGCAGAUGCUCUCCGAAAUCGGUAAGCGGUGCAUAGAUAUUGAAGAAGAAGCCGCCCUUAGCCGCAAGGAGUCGCUCGACAUGACCGCAGGCUGGGACACAGCAUCCUGGGAAGACCCGAAUGGUGUGCCCACCCGUCUUUUCCCCGUCGAACUCGACCACAGCAUCGACUGUGAAUACCCAGUGCUGCGGUAUCAGUUCCCUCAGAUCCCCAAGCGCCUCAACCACCAGCUAAACGCGGAAUACGAACGGACCAGAGACGUUGUUGGCGAUAUCGUCCGCAGCAGACACACAACGCCCGGAUCCAUGUCCGCGGGGUCGACGGCGUCGUCUGGCAGCAGCGCUGGGUGGAGCGCCUACCAACUCGAGCCGCCUUAUGGUCUGCCCGAGUACGCAAGGAUAAAGAACGCGCUAAUAGACAAUGAAUCGAAGAAGGGAAGCUGGGUCACCAUCUUCAUGGACCCUGAGGAGGCUGGAGCGGCGCAUUGGAAGGUCACCAAUGAGUUUAUCCGGCGGUGA
Colletotrichum spaethianum is the source of this 1959-nucleotide messenger RNA. Its product is annotated as aspercryptin biosynthesis cluster-specific transcription regulator atnN. Bases 1 to 1959 code for a protein of 652 amino acids. Gene Ontology annotation, molecular function: zinc ion binding; DNA-binding transcription factor activity, RNA polymerase II-specific. The record is from RefSeq and is a predicted model, not a curated record. NCBI's taxonomy places the organism in Eukaryota, Fungi, Ascomycota, Sordariomycetes, Glomerellales, Glomerellaceae. Gene Ontology annotation, biological process: regulation of DNA-templated transcription. The transcript is spliced from 2 exons.